Molecule: messenger RNA, 1267 nt
Organism: Filobasidium floriforme
Lineage: Eukaryota; Fungi; Basidiomycota; Tremellomycetes; Filobasidiales; Filobasidiaceae
Exons: 5
Coding region: 230-1135 (301 amino acids)
Cellular component (GO): intracellular anatomical structure
Molecular function (GO): oxidoreductase activity, acting on NAD(P)H, oxygen as acceptor
Source: RefSeq, a predicted model, not a curated record
UUCCACCCUCUACCCCGCAAUGGCACGUAUCUAAGAAAAAUGGCACGCGCCUAACAAUUCCGUGCGGCCCGACCAUUCGACUCCAGGACGUCAGUCAAGUUUCCCUACAAGCGUUGCCUCGUUCGAGCCUCCAUAUAGAGAGGCUUUUCGAGAUCAUGAACGCCGUAGCACGAUGACGCGCGAUGGAAGCUAGGUCACUACAUAGACCUCUUUUCUGGACAGCAACAUCAUGACUCCCAUCGCAACCGCAGACAACACUCGACUCGAACAAGGUUCCACCACGGUCGAUCCUGGUAUCGCUCCGAUCGAUCCUCAAGCCACAUCAGCUACCCCUAUUCGCAAAGCAUACGAUCUCUUUUCCCUAGCGAACCAAGGUGUCAUCGUCACGGGGGGUGCUCGAGGCUUAGGACUAUGCAUAGCGACCUCUCUCCUUGAAGCCCACGCCUCUCAUGUCUACUGCUUGGACAUCCUCGACGCCCCGCUCGAAGCCGAAUGGCAGCAGGCCCUGCGGACCGCUAAAGAGAUGGGAGGGAGCAUUUCCUACCGACAACUGGAUAUCACCGACCAGGCCGCUGUUCAAAGGGUCAUUGGGGAGAUCUAUGACGGGUGCCAGGUCGAGAUCACCGGGUUCUUUGGGGCGGCUGGGAUACAACAGAUGAUCCCCGCACUGGAGUACCCGGUGGACCAGUUCCGAAAGAUGAUGGACGUCAACGUGACGGGUACGUUCUUGACCAUCCAAGCGGUGGCCCAACAGAUGAAACGACGUGGGAUCGCUGGGAGCAUCGUCAUGACCGCCAGCAUGUCAGGGUCUAUCGCGAACAAGGGCUUGACAUGUCUGGCUUACAACACGUCCAAAUCGGCCUUGUUACAGAUGUGCCGGAGCGCUGCUGCCGAAUGGGGCCAGUACGGCAUCCGAGUGAACACCUUGUCCCCCGGCUACAUCCGUACGGCCAUGACAGACGGUCUCCUCGCCACCCGUCCCGACCUAGAAGAAGAAUGGUUACGAGGCUCGAUGCUCGACCGUCUUUCUACCCCUGAUGAAUAUAGGGGUCCGGUCAUCUUCUUGUUGAGCAAAGCUAGUAGUUUCACCACGGGCGCAGACUUGAUCGUCGAUGGAGGUCAUACGGCUUUCUAGAUAGGGGUAGACAGCUAGACAGAGGCCUUCACGCUGUUGCCGUGGAAUAGUAGUAGUGAUUGGCGGAUUGCAAUGAUCUCGGUUCGCGCUUCGAUAGAAAUAAAGACUUGAAAUCGAAUAUUUAUUUUCUGA